GGGUUUCAUGCAAACAGUGCCAUUUAAAAUAUUUAGUUCCUUUGAUAUUGAGACAUUUUUUUAAAGUUAAUCUGAUAAUCCUUGUCAAAAGUGCAAUUUAUUAUUAAAAAGUGCCCUUCGAAAAUAAUAAAAGCCUUAAAACAUAGAAAGCACUAAUUAAAAGAGCGAAUUGAUACGGCAAAAAGUGAUUUUUACUUGAAGCUGAGAUUUGUGAUUGAUUUUUUUUUCUUUUGACUGAAAGUGUGGAAAUUCUUACUCAGCAAAAUAUUGCUACAACUAAUAACAUAAAUCAUCCUUCCAUUCUUUAAAAGCAUACUUUCAUAAAAUACGCAGAAUGGAUACAGAUGAUAUCGAAACGUCAACGAGUAGUACCAUGUCGAGUUUGAACAGCUUGUUCUCGUUCACAAGUCCUGCAGUUAAGAAGCUUUUAGGAUGGAAGCAAGGCGACGAAGAAGAAAAAUGGGCUGAGAAAGCAGUUGAUAGUUUAGUGAAAAAAUUAAAGAAGCGGAAAGGUGCUAUAGAAGAUUUAGAACGAGCUUUGUCUUGUCCUGGACAACCUUCAAAAUGCGUCACAAUUCCGAGAUCUCUUGACGGUCGUUUGCAAGUGUCACAUCGUAAAGGCUUACCACAUGUUAUUUAUUGUCGCGUUUGGCGUUGGCCCGACCUUCAAAGCCAUCAUGAACUCAAACCUAUUGAAUCAUGUCAGUUUCCAUUCAGUGCAAAACAGAAAGAAGUUUGUAUCAAUCCUUAUCAUUAUAAGCGUGUUGAGAGUCCCGUUUUACCGCCAGUUUUGGUGCCACGUCAUUCAGAAUUUGCUCCUGGACAUUCACUCUUGCCAAUACAUCAAUUGGUUGAACCUUCAAUGCCACACAAUGUUCAAUAUUCAACAACUGGCUUCACAUCGCCACACAUGGGACCUCAAAGUCCACUCUCGCCACACAAUUUGGCACCACAAUCACCAAUGUCAUCGAUCUCGAGUCCUGGACCGGUUCAUUCGAAUCCUCAAAGUCCAUAUUCAACUGGAACUCCACCACCAGCUUACACUCCACCCGAAGAUGGAAAUGGCAAUGCAAAUGGAAGUCAAGAUCAGGCAAUGGAUACGAACAUGGUUGAGCCGGUGAGUUAUCAAGAGCCGCCAUAUUGGGCUAGUAUCGCGUAUUACGAGCUCAACUGUCGUGUCGGUGAAGUUUUCCAUUGCAAUUCAACAUCAAUCAUUGUGGAUGGAUUUACAAACCCUUCGAACAAUUCAGAUCGCUUUUGCUUGGGACAAUUGAGUAAUGUUAACCGUAACAGUACGAUUGAGAACACGCGACGUCAUAUCGGGAAAGGCGUUCAUUUGUAUUAUGUUGGUGGCGAGGUUUAUGCUGAAUGCUUAUCAGACUCGGCAAUCUUCGUUCAAUCUAGAAACUGUAAUCAUCAUCAUAGUUUCCAUCCGAGUACGGUUUGUAAAAUACCGCCAGGUUGUUCAUUGAAAAUCUUCAACAAUUCAGAGUUCGCUCAACUCUUAUCGCAAUCUGUGAAUCAUGGCUUUGAAGCUGUUUAUGAGCUAACAAAAAUGUGCACAAUUCGAAUGAGUUUUGUGAAGGGAUGGGGAGCUGAAUACCACAGACAAGAUGUUACUUCAACGCCAUGUUGGAUUGAGAUUCAUCUUCAUGGUCCGCUUCAAUGGUUGGAUAAAGUUCUCAUUCAAAUGGGCAGUCCACAUAAUGCCAUCAGUUCGGUCUCAUAAAGAAACUUUUUUAUUCAAGCGUUGAUUGACAUUAAAGAAAGAAUUCAUUUUGAUUUUAAGGCAGCAUGGUUUAAUAAAUAAUUAAAUAAAUAAACGCAGUCAAAAUUCUAUAUAACAACAACAACAUAAAUCUCUAAAAUGUGAACAAUAAUUCAAACUUUAAUCCGAACCAAACAUAAAUUCAAAUUUAUUGCGUAGUCUGCACUCCCGUGAACAAUAACAGCAUCGAUUAUGAUAUAUACAAAUUGUGCUAUAUAGAAGUUUGACUGUACAUACUGUAAGCCUUGAUAUAAAAUUUAUAUUAAAUGUAAGAUACUUACGAUAAGAAAUUCUUCAGACAUUGAUUGUUCAUUUGAGUUUUUUUUUAUGAAUUAUGUUUCAAUUUAAAAUGACGAUAAAGAGAGAAAAAUUUAGACAAUUUUCAAAAUAUUUAGAAGAAAUUUAAUGUUUUUUAAAA
Messenger RNA from Clunio marinus, 2186 nucleotides. Lineage: Eukaryota; Metazoa; Arthropoda; Insecta; Diptera; Chironomidae. The record is from the annotation of a GenBank genome assembly.